AUGGCUCGGGCAGAUCUAGAAUGCCUCAAAGAUACGGUGAAUGUGCUAAUAAAUGCUCUAGGAGACACUGAUAACUCCGUAAAUAACAACAUAAUUAAGUCUAUUUCGAAAAUAGCCAACAAAUAUCCAAAUGAAGUCAUCGAAAUUAUUUGCGAAUUUUAUAAAAAUACUGUACGCAUUAAUGUGUCGCAAACUGGAAAUAUCGUUAAGGUGUUAGAGAGAACAUGUGUAAGUCAAGUCAAAAAGUUAAAACCAGAUGUGGCUGGAGAGCUGGUGAACUGCAUGUUAAAAGCUAUGACAGAGAACCCAUCUUACGAACCCACAGUCCAGAUGGGAGCGUCCGCCGUUUUAGUUGCUGUAGGACAUGAGUUUUUGGAUGUUGUCCUCCGUUCAUUGAUAAAUCACCUAUCGCCUGCAACGCUGCCCCAUUACACAAUAGCUCACACCCUGGGCACUCUAGCUAUGCUGAACACGAGGUCAAUGGUGCCGCAUAUCAAGGAGAUUCUUGGCAAAAUGCUUCCUCUACUGCCCUUAGUCCGGCAAGAUGGCGACAAACAAGCGUUUUCUUAUGCGUUCGGGCAUUUUGCUGUAGCUGUGGCCGAACAAAUAGGUGACAACGUGGAAAACGAUAAUAUAACGUCGAUAAAGGAAAAUUUUGUCACAGAAUUCUCGAUUGUAUUCGAUGUCCUAUACAACCAAUGGUUACCCUCGUACGAGCCUAAAGUAUCAGAAUCGGUGCUAGAGGCUUUAGGGCCCAUUACCAGGCUAAUUUCUGAGCGUCAGUUCAAUGAAACAGUCAACAAAUUCGUCCUAUCAUUGCUUUCUUUGUAUCGUAAACCAACAAUCAAUUUCUUCUGCAUCAGUCAAUGCAUAUCGUAUUUACUAGCACCCUCCCCUUUAAAUCCCAAAUUGUCCCUAAAUGACAAUGUAAUUAAUUCCAUAAAUCACGUCCUGUUCAGUUUGGUCCUUUUCGAACCGGAUUAUGACCAGCCUCACACGGUUAAAAACCAUUUUGAAGUGUUGCGCUGUUUCGAUCAUAUGGCAACACAGUACCCGGACCAAACUAUCGAAAUGUUGCUUCAUCUAUGUAAGAAUAACCAGGAAAAAGAAAGAAUGCGGUCCGUAGUUAUAUUGACGCAUUUGACGACGUCUUCACAAGUGUUUAUCGACAAUUUUGCGACUAAAUUUAUUACGAUUCUGAAAGUGAUGAUUGUAAUGGAGCAGGGGAUUAAGAUGAAGAAAACACUGGUGAAAGCGAUAGUCGCUUUAGUAUAUAGGAACUGUAUUAUGGCGACGGAAGAUUUUGCGAUGGUUGAAUUCAUAGUCAAACACUGCGGAUAUGAAGGUCCGGCGCAUGUAUCGAAAUUCGAAACUUUGGAUGUUCGCGAUACCUGCAAAAAUUCGCUUAUCCUUAUGUGCAAUACUGUAACAAGUGUACGGACGCAGUUACUUAAUCUUCUUCUAAAUGCUUUAACAGUAGAAGACUUCACCUCCUCUAUGUCUACAGUCAGCCAUUGCUUGACAUCGUUGUUGCAAAAUAAUUCCAAUAUUUCAGUAGAUGAACCAGUUGAAAGCGUCGUUGACGCCAAGUGCUCAUCCGACAUUAUAUUCGUCAGGUGUCUGAUGCACAUAGUCGAUCCCGAUGAAAAUGACAGGAACAAGAAUCUCCUAGUAUUCUUAGAAGAGUUUUCGGGUGACGUCCAUAAGAAUUUAAAAAACUCCUGGACGAUAGAAGUAGACCGUUUGCUAAAGUACGUAGAGAAGAACGAAUCGAGAGAACAGUGGCACGGUAUGUUGCUGGAUCUCUUAGUAUCUGCGGUUGAGCAGGUCAACAAUAAUAAAUGGGUAGAGAAAAUAUCUACGUUGGUCUCACAGCAGAUUUUAUCUAAGAAACAAUCCCCCAUGAUUAAGGGAGUUUCCUUGCAGUAUCUAGCAAUAUUAUCCUGUCACAUGUCGAAUGCAGCUGCCGUGGAAAAUGUUCUCAAAAUCAUCCUUCUAGCAUUAAAAGCUAUACCGAUGGAGAGCGUAGAGUAUGUCAGUACAGCCAUUGGCAUUGCAUCUAGGCAACACGGCGAAGCCGUAUUAAACGAAUUAGAUUCGCUUUACAAAGAUAAUGAGGCAAAACGUAGUAAUAAACUGCUGAACUUCCUGUCAUCAAGAGCGUCGAAAAACGAUGCAGAACUUUCAGUAGUUAAGUACGCCUUAAUAACGUGCUACGGGAAAGUCGCUAGAGAGUGCUUGGACGUUCAUGUACUGGCAAGAUUAGGAGAGAACGUCACUUCAAUUCUCUUUGAAAUUCUGAAAUCCAACCCAGGGUUUGAUCUCUGUAAAGCAAGUGUCACGACGCUCUAUGAGAUUAGUAAGGCUCUGCAUCCGGCGUCACAUCAUAACGUGACUUUGCGCAAUCGUUGGCAACUUUUGAACGCAGUCCUCGAACAAAUAUAUAACUCCAAUCUGGAAAAGAGAAAUGUAGAAUUAUAUCCUAUUAUAGUGAAGGCAUCCAAAGCUUUGACAAAGUUACAAAAAGGCAUUCUACCCGAGGAGAGGAAUAGAAUACUGCGCGUUCUCUUCAAUAGCAUUUUCGGAGAACUCUCUUCUUUCAAACGCAAGUAUGAGAUAGAAGGAUACGGUGACAAGAAUGAUCUCCUUGCGAAAACACUAAAUGACUCCUUGACUCUGCUACACGAAUUGAUUAAGGAGUUGAUAAUCCAAUCUACAUGUCUCAGUACUAUUGAUGACAUAAUAGGACUUCUUAUAGAAUGGGUCCGCAACGAAAACGACGAGAUCAGAACAGCGGCAGUUCUCAUACUCCAAGUAGUCUUCGACGCGUAUAUCAAAAACGUGAAGUUGAACUACGAAGCGCCCAGCAAGUUCGGACAAAUGGGUUACUUACUUGGUCUCAUAGUUCCAGGAGUGGCUGAUACUAACUUCCCGGUGCGGCUGACAACAGUAGACUGCAUUAAACUGAUAAUUCAAAUACAAGAUUUAUAUGAAGGGCAUACGAUUGAACCGGAAGACGAAUGCAUGAAUAACUUGGCUCACCUACAGAACAAUAUUUUGACUAAUGAUUUAUAUAUGAUUAGCGAUUACUGUAUGAGGUUGUGCGAUACGAUUUCGCCCAAGAUACCUCAUUUGCAUACGAUGCAAUUUAUUGAGAGUCUAUUGGAAAGUUACGACGACCACGAGUUCAGGAGUAUCGGAAUAAGUUCUAUUCUCGACGCGUUCUUUGUGAAGAAAGGGCAAGAUCUAUACCAAACGAUUGAGCGGAUAGUGGAAGUUAUGUUGGCUACGAUGGAGGUCGUUCCGAACGACGCUAGAACGAGGUUGAUGCGGCCUCUCAUGUCUUUGACCAGGCAUCACUCGAAUGCGGUCACUGCCGUACUAUUGGCGCAGAGGAUACCGUUAAGACCUUGUGUAAUAAGCUGUUGGCGCCAUCUAGCGAGAGACGAGGGCCUAUCAGUUUCUAUUUUGGACAAUUUCCUUCGACUGAUGACAUCUAUCGAAUUAUACGAAGAUCCUUACCACAUAACCGAACAUCACAUUGCCGCUCUUCAGCCUAUGACAUUGAUAAGUGCUCUAGGAGAAAUGUUACAAGAAGAAUCAAUGCGUUCCAUCUGUAUGAACAAAUUCUCGGACCUUUUCGCCGUUCUCUAUACGACAUUGGCUUGCUAUGUAGAAGCAGAACCUCCAGCCUACGUCGUUCCAACGAAUAAGGGCCAAGAGAGGUUCGGCUUCAUACCAAACAGAGAAGCCAUAAAACUCUCCCCGGCUAAAAUAACAGUGAACACAUUUAACGCGUUCUUGGAGAGAGCUGAUUGUUAUAAGGUGAAAGAAGCUUGUUCAUUAUGCCUUAGCAUAGAACAUGGAGAUAGUUCUAGUACAAUACUAGAACUGGCCCCGAUAUUAGGCAGCUCCAUCAGCCGAUCGUGUCCGGCUCAUCUGUCGAAGCUGGUAUCCAAGCUGAGCGGGUAUUGUCGCUCGGCCUUACCACCGCAACGGUGCGCCGUUCUGGCUUUAAUGGCAGAUCUAUUAAACUAUCGUUGUAAUGACAACGUAGUACUCAUCGAAACGGUGCUGGCGAACCUCAACUCGGGGUGGAAGGACGAAGACCCUCGGGUGCGUUCAGCCUGUCUUCGGGGUGCAGCCAACAUUAGCCAGCUCAAUCGAGAGCAGCGCAUCACCGCUCUUCCUUCAGUCCUAGCAGCGUUAAGCCAAGGGGUAGAUGCUCAGAAACUACCGUCACCAGUAGACAACAUCCCUCUCGCAUCCAUCCAAGGUCUAAGCCGUCUACUCACGGAAACAGACAAAAUUGACAAGGAAUUCGAUAGGGAACUCUUGGCAAUAUCGCAGAAGAUCAGACCCUUCAUGAAUACUGAGUGUAGCCAACUGAGAGAGAACUCCAUUCGCCUCUUUGGUAUAAUCGCGGAGAGAGUCCAAUCGGAAGGUCUAAUGGAGCAAGCUGUUAGUUCAUUACCUUGUUUCCUGUUGCAUUUAUGUGACAGCAAUCCCGCUGUUGUCAGGGCUUGUAAAUCUACCCUCAGGCAGCUAUUCAAAACUUUCAACGUCCGUAAAUCAAACGAUUUCAUUCAAACCCAUCUCUUAGAUGAAGGAAGGUUGUAUUUGGAUGAAUUUCUUUGUGCCCUUUUGAGGCAGCUAGCCGACGAAAUGCCGAGUGCUGUAGUCAAGUGUCUACAUACUGCUGUUAAUUAUUUACAUACGGCAAGGGAAGAUUUAAAACCAUUCGCUCCCCUUUUAGUUGGAUAUCUCUACGCAGACUUAUACCGCAUACAGCCUCAACACUCCGACGAGACAAGCCUAGACCCAGACAUCACUCGCACAGCGCGAACUCGCCUUCUCCAGCUGAUCAAGGACGCAAAUCCACUCGUGAGACAGAAUUCAGCGUUCGCCCUAGCGAAUAUAUGCCUUAUUUGUACAGCAAUAUGA
This is a messenger RNA of Leptosia nina, 4944 nucleotides long. NCBI's taxonomy places the organism in Eukaryota, Metazoa, Arthropoda, Insecta, Lepidoptera, Pieridae. The record is from the annotation of a GenBank genome assembly.